GGCGAGUCCGUCGCGCGAGGUGGCAGCCAUGCCCCCAAAGAAGGCUCCGGCCAAGCGGCGCAGCACCGACUCGGGCGUGGAGCGCGACCGCGGAGCCCUUUCUCAGGAGAAGAAGGAUCAGCGCAUCGCGCUCUUCCUCAGCGACUUCGACCAGCAGGCCAAGGAAAGCAUCCGGGAAAUGAAGAAAGAACUCGAUUUGCUCUUGCAAAUGGCUGAGAAAGCGUUCAUGGUGGAACUGCUGAAGAUGCCGACUGCCAUCAGAAAGAUGAAAAGGAAGGACUUGCUUAAUUUGCAAGAAGGGGAGGAAGUGGCCCUUGCUGCUGCAGCGACAGAUUGUACCCUAGAAGAUGUACCAAACGCAAAAGUGACACGGACCAACAGUAAAAAAGUUAAGGUAACUACAAUUGUUGAAUAUGAAGAUGCCAAGUAUACAUCUGCAAAGAAAAUACCUAAAAAAGUAUCCAAAUCAAAGUCACUGGUUUCACUGAGCUCUGGUUUAAAUAGCAAACUGCACAGUCUUUCUAGGUCUGUUUACUCUUCCACAAGCAUAAAUGAGGCUGUUAAGACUCUUGCCCCUGACUGCAAUGCCACAAAUUUCAAAGCCACGCCAAAAGUAUCAAAAGGUGCUGGACUACAACAAGCUGUCUCAAGAACUUUACCUACCAGUGAAAGAGUUCAAGGCAUGAUACUGAGAAGUAAAUCAGUACCCCAAGAUAAAAUGGUUCCAUUUGUAAACAUUCCCUUGGCUGAUGGACAGACGCUCCGUAUGGCUGGUGGAGACCUCCGUAACUUUGAUGUUCAACUAUUAAAUCAAGAUACAGUACAGCACAUUCAUAACCUAGUGAGUGAGCUGACUGUAUUAUGUGGAAAGGCUACUGCUAAGUCAAGUUAACGGAACUGCCUUGCAAUGACAGAAUAUUCACAACUGCUCUUACCUUCCUCCUCUAAAGUGUUCAGAGAAUAUCUACAAUGUCUUAAUAAAGCUGUGUACUGCUGAAUAAAUAUUUUUACAUAAAAGCA
Messenger RNA from Lagopus leucura (white-tailed ptarmigan), 1020 nucleotides. Its product is annotated as borealin-2. Gene Ontology annotation, cellular component: chromosome, centromeric region; spindle midzone; chromosome passenger complex. The transcript has 10 exons. Gene Ontology annotation, biological process: mitotic sister chromatid segregation. NCBI's taxonomy places the organism in Eukaryota, Metazoa, Chordata, Aves, Galliformes, Phasianidae. Bases 29 to 892 code for a protein of 287 amino acids. The record is from RefSeq and is a predicted model, not a curated record.